Trichoderma reesei QM6a is the source of this 438-nucleotide messenger RNA. RefSeq lists its product as uncharacterized. Bases 124 to 438 code for a protein of 104 amino acids. Gene Ontology annotation, cellular component: mitochondrial large ribosomal subunit. Gene Ontology annotation, biological process: translation. Gene Ontology annotation, molecular function: structural constituent of ribosome. NCBI's taxonomy places the organism in Eukaryota, Fungi, Ascomycota, Sordariomycetes, Hypocreales, Hypocreaceae. The record is from RefSeq and is a predicted model, not a curated record. The transcript has 2 exons.
AAACCAAAACCACCAGCAACAAGAAAAUCGCCAAUCCGCAACGAGCCGCUCAGCGGUGCAAUUCGCCUUUCUACCUACAGUCCCUACCAUCUCACUCAUUCUCGAUCGAUCACAGCAGCAACCAUGAGACCUACGCAGAUCCUCGGCGUGGGCAAAUACCGCCACCUCAAGCUCACAACAAAGGACGUCGGCCGCGGCUUCUACAAGGGCAACCGAACGGGAUCCAUGGGUCGACACACAAAGUACGGAGGCUACCUGAUUGAGUGGAACAAAGUACGCACAUACGUCGUGCCUCAAAACCUCGCAGAGUCCAAGCUCACUCCCUUUGUGAGCAGAGAGGUUCGCGAAGAGCCUGGUGACUACAAGGGCUUGAACAAGGGUCCCCAGGAUCCUUACUUUUACGUCGAGCAGUGGAAGCGAUACAACGGCGUCGAUUAA